GGUGUUAACUUUGCUGUUAUGGACCCAAAUGUCCCCGAGGACCUGCAACCGUCUGCCUUCCCCUCUAUUCGGGAUUUCGUUGAAGCACUGGCCAAACUCAAGUCGGAUGCCGCCUUAAAGAACCUGGCCCCAGAGUCCGCGCCUAGCGGCUCACCUUCUUCCAAUUUGCAGAAAGCUGACCUUGUCAUCUCCGCGGAUACUAUUGUCUUUUUCGAGGGUCAUGUCUUGGGGAAGCCGGUGGACCGAGAGGAUGCCGUGAAAAUUCUUUCUAGGUACGGACACCCUAGCAGACUAUCCGGUAAACCACAUGAGGUCUACACUGGCGUCUCACUGGUGUGGCUGGACAAGAAGGGAGGUGGGAUCCUGCAGCAGGAUCUCUUUUCAGAAUGCACCAAGGUUUACAUGAGUGAAAUGGAUGAAAGUACUAUCCGGGCCUACGUCGAUACGGGGGAGCCUCUGUAA
Molecule: messenger RNA, 462 nt
Organism: Dibothriocephalus latus
Lineage: Eukaryota; Metazoa; Platyhelminthes; Cestoda; Diphyllobothriidea; Diphyllobothriidae
Source: the annotation of a GenBank genome assembly